AGACGGUGCUAUGGGUGCUGGUGGUAUACUUGUCUCUUCACUUGGCUCCUAUAGAAAUGAGGGUGGAUGAAUUUGAACAACCUGCACGAAGGGAGCAACCGCCGGCAUCAACGCAGCGUCCUGAGCCUCACUACGAAUAUCUGAACAUGGGCAAAUGCUUCCAUAUGCCGCGGUCCGAGUGCCCCAAGGAGCAAGGGACUUGCAAGCGUGUGAGCGCUGUCUCUGUCUUCUGCUGUGACCUGGACAGUGUCAGGCUAAAGGAAGCACUAAGUAAUACAAUAACGCAGAAUACUACAUAUCUUCAUGUGUUAAACGCAACAAUAGACGAGCUGGAUGUCUCGCAGGCUGUGUUCCGAAGGCUGGCUUCUAUGGCGCUUACUGAUGGCGACAUCGGGAAAAUCAGUGGUCAGUUUCCGAAGCAUUCCUCUAUGGCGUGUUUGAACAUAUCUAAUAACAACCUGACCACCGCCAAGCUGCCGUCCACGCACCGUCCAUUUGCUUACCUCUUCAACUUGACCGUGCUGGACGCGUCAGCUAACAAUCUCACAGAGUUUCCGUUGAGUCUAGUGCACAGUAACAAGAAGAUUUCCGUCGACCUAUCCGGUAACAAGUACCUUCCGUGCAAGCACUUCCAACGGGCGAUGGACACCAACAACAUAUCUUUGGUGACAUUCUUGCAGUACAACCAGACGUUCUGCGCUCUAGACCUGCAGUUCAACUGGUUUAAAGACGUUCAGAUAGUACAGAUAGAUCACCUUAAAGUACAGAAAGAGUUAAACGCGAACUGUCGCAAUAUCCAGCCGCCGGACAGCAACUGCAGCUGCGUGUUCGAGCGGCUGGAGCUGGUGGGGGACGAGGUGACCAACCUCGUGGCGGUGGACUGCUCGCGCCGCCACCUGCGCCAUCUGCCCGCGCAUCUGCCGCCCAACACCGUCAAGCUUAACGUCUCCUACAACAAUAUAACAUCGUUGAGCGCGGUGGGCGACGACCCCAGCUACGAGCACUUGCGGCAGCUGUUCGUGGACUACAAUGACGUUACCAACAUCGUGGCGCUUGAGGGGACCAAGUUCAUUGACAACUUUAUGAUUUUCUCCAUCAGCCACAACAAACUUAAGACGAUCCACACAUACGUAUUGUCGAAUCGCGUCGGUACAAUAGGGCCGAUCCUAUCUAUCGCUGGCAAUAAGAUUAUAUGCGACUGCAACGCCGAGAAGAUGAUAAAGCCUUGGCUCCAAGAGAACUUCAAAAACAUUCCGGACUAUAAAGGUCUGGAAUGCCAGGACGGCAUGGGCCCCGUGGUAGACCUAAUAGAGACACGCGUAUGCCACAUGCCUAGGGAUUGGACAGACUACAUAUAUUACAUUAUUGGACUGGAAGUAUUAGUGUUCGUUCUGUUAAUAAGCAAAGUUUCUUACGACUAUUGGGUAUUCAAGACGGCUGGUUAUUUACCGUGGCCCGCUAAUAAAAUGCCUAGAUUACCCUGCGACUGGCUGUGCGAAUGA
This is a messenger RNA of Diatraea saccharalis (sugarcane borer), 1502 nucleotides long. The record is from the annotation of a GenBank genome assembly. NCBI's taxonomy places the organism in Eukaryota, Metazoa, Arthropoda, Insecta, Lepidoptera, Crambidae.